Molecule: messenger RNA, 654 nt
Organism: Striga asiatica
Lineage: Eukaryota; Viridiplantae; Streptophyta; Magnoliopsida; Lamiales; Orobanchaceae
Source: the annotation of a GenBank genome assembly
AUGAAACGAGUCAGCUCGCCUACGGACUCAGAUAAUCAACCGAGCCAACCUCGUCAAAAACUCGUUCACUUAACUAGCCGAGCAGAGCUCGAUCUUUCACACCUACUCUACAUAGCUAUUCAUCAUCUUCGCAUGCUUGCUUGUCUCCUCGAUCAUACGGUUGAGAUCGAGCCACGACGAGCCUCCUUCCGCCACAGCCUUCCUUGCCUCCUUCGCCACCUCUUUCACCUUCUCUCUCACCCUCUUCCCCUUCUCCCCUUCCAUCAACUCCACCACCGCACUUCUCAAAUUCUCUCCGGCAACAAAUCCUUUCCUCGUCCCAUCCACCGUCCCCACCCUCAACCCAAUCCCAAUCUCUUCCGUAACAAACUUCGCGUUAAGAUAUUGCUCGGCCAUCAUCGGCCACGCCAGAAUCGGAACCUCCGCGCAUAUCCCUUCCAAAACCGAGUUCCACCCGCAAUGACUCAAAAAACCCUGCACGGCCGGGUGCUCGAGUAUUUCCCUUUGAUCCACCCACUCGUUCACGAUAAUCCCUUUCCCCUUCACCCUCUCUUCGAAACUCCCGCCAAUCACGUUCAAAUCACAAAAAUCCUUCCUCACGACCCACAAGAACCGCGCGUUCGAACUCUCCAACCCGUUUGCUAUCUCGCGUAG